AAGCGUCAUUCUCAUUUAGAAUCAGGAUCGAGAUCAAGAUGUAGUUUUGUAUUCUCUGCACUUGAUUAACCAUCAUGCCUGAGUCAGACAACUCCCCGCCACAAGGCGGCGUUGAAAGCUCUGACACGACCGUGCUGGCCGAGCACGGAAAGCAUCUCCAUGGUGAGCCCACCGUGGCAAACACAAACGUCGAAGUAGAGAAUGUCGCAGAUAACACUUCCGGAGCCCAGGCCCAGCACAUUGAAGACGCGAAGCGGCACGCCAGAGAGAAACUUGCCAUCAUCAUGCAGAAGCCACAAGACUACGACGAAGACGCCGAGUUACAGUCCUCCUCGACUUCGAGUGAGGAAGAAGCUGCACCAGGAACUGCUGGUCAUCAUUUUCGCCACCAUCACCACAACCGGCCGGCUCUCGCGAGUUACGAAGACCGAUACACAGUGGGAAACGGAGACUUUCUGGACAGCAGCGACGAAGACAUCGAUGCUGCUUACGACCGCGACUACCAUGAGCUCUUGGCGAAAGCGCGGGCCGAGCUCUCCGCGGCGGAGAUGGGUACUAUGGUUUUGUACUUUUUUUUUAUUUGCAGCAACUUCUCCGGGAUUUUGAUUUGCCACCUUGCUUGGAGUUCCUAAACCGGUUUUGGCGUGAACCUGAACAAUUUUCAAACUCACACCCCGCGUGGUCCCAAUUAUCAUACGCGCAAAGCACACACAGAACUCGCUGCGGAGCGGACGCAAGUUGAUGAAGAUGGCAAUCCGGUGCAAGAUCCAGCUUCUCCGUUCUCCGCUGCGGGGUCUCCCGCUACCUCACCUACAGCGAGGUCUGCUGGAGCUGCGGAUAAAUCGCAAAAGCUCACACGGGCGAAAACGAUGAAGGUGCAGGGAAAAGAGCAGCAGGGAACGAAGAAACCGAAAUUAUCCUCGUAUGAGAAGGUGAUGGAAAAGGUUGCUACGCUGAAAGACCUCGGCUCGCCCAACGGCGGAAAUCGGAAGUUCAUGAACCUACUGCGCACCGACGGCGCCGAUGCACCGCUGAGUGCGCCGGAGGCGAUGAAGAUUGCAACCAGGGUGAAGAAGCAGUUAGCUACGGAGUUUCAAGCGAACAUGGAUCUCGGCGAUGGCCAAACCAUGUCGCUGCAAGAAAAGAUCAAGAUGCAGAAUCAGAUCUGGCGGCUCAGAAAUGAGUACGACUUGAAAAGUAACUAGAGACUUGAUGUGCAGACACGAUAUUUGUUUUGCUUACUCAAGCAAUAUAUAGAAGUGACUUCUCCAAUUUUCUGUCGAAAAAAAUGUAUAUGUAGCAUAUUCUCCUAUGCAAUAGAUGUAGAGUUGCAGCUGUCUGUAAGCAUAAACUUAAACAUUUACUUACCUAUCUUCGUUGAUGUUUUUUCUUUACCCUUGCCGGUGAAGUUCUUUCGCAAAAAAUAUACGACGAGUUUACUUGUUUCGAGUCUGUAUGUGAUUUUAGCACCACUGUACAAACUUGUUGUUGGAUUGAAAUUUUUCAAGGAUGCUGUACAAUUUUUGAUUUAUGUUGGUCGAACAAGUACAAGAGGAAGCGACAAUUUGCAGCUGUCUCAAAAAAGGAUAAUCAAAGUACGGAACGCAGAAGAAAAUAAGUACUAUUGUAGCGGCGCGCGGGCGCCUUGCAAGUUGUACUAGAAGGCACGUGAACAAAAUGCGGAUAAUCUACAUGAUAUGACUCUGCCUCGUACAACAAGAUCGGUCAUAAAAACAUCCUCACAGAUCAGCAACACGAGACUCAGUCUACACCCUUUCGUGUGGUGAUCUUCACUUGUUGUGUCGUCAGCCACGAAGGUGAUGGAAGAUGCGAC
This is a messenger RNA of Amoebophrya sp. A120, 1834 nucleotides long. NCBI's taxonomy places the organism in Eukaryota, Dinophyceae, Syndiniales, Amoebophryaceae. The record is from the annotation of a GenBank genome assembly.